Molecule: messenger RNA, 1122 nt
Organism: Harpegnathos saltator (Jerdon's jumping ant)
Lineage: Eukaryota; Metazoa; Arthropoda; Insecta; Hymenoptera; Formicidae
Product: dynein heavy chain 7, axonemal
Exons: 4
Coding region: 1-1122 (373 amino acids)
Source: RefSeq, a predicted model, not a curated record
AUGUUCGAUUGCAUUGAUAUUUGCCUUGAUGUCAUUUAUAUUGUUUACAUAAAUUACAUUUCUAAAAAUAAACGCCAAACUAAAAGGAGCAUCACGGACCGGAAGAAAAGAGAUGGGAUCGCAUCACUAGGAGACGAUUAUUAUACAUCGCUGCGUCAGCAGAGAGCAAAUUUUCGAAUACAUCUGAUUAGGAGGAUCAAAGGAUUGAGAAGGAUUGAAAGCGACGCAGAUCCACGCAAGGAUGAGACGAAGAAACCUAGCGACGAUGCGGAGGGUCCGACGGUCUCAGACGAUAUCAUCGAUGCGUGGCUCACGGAGGAGGAUAAGAAUCUCUUGAGAUACUACCACUAUAUUCUUCAUGACGUCAGUGAUGCUCACGCGGGCACCUUAGAUUCUGAUACGUUAAAGAAGAUACGGGCUACGGUGCCCGCUGAAUGGCAGAAGCGGCACGACAAGUGCCUCGCUCAAUUGAUCCAGGAAAUAAAACGCGACUAUGUUAUGAGCAUGAAAAAGUCCAUCGUCGAUUUCACGCUUCAAGAACCCUUCGGGGAGGUGGACGCACCCUGCGCGCUGGUUAGUAUCGUGUGCAUAAUAAUAUUUAAUAUUAAUGCCAACUUUAAUAUUUAUCAUCACCCCUUUAUUAAACACCCGGAAUGGAAGGCUCCGACGCACUCUCGAGUAAUCGCCGAGCCGUUCUCGCCGGAGUACAGCGACAAAUAUCGCAGGAUAAAGUCGACGCUGGAGAGAAGAUCGAUUAUUUUGUAUCAUCCGUGUAUACGCAAGAUUUUAGAUUACUGGUAUCGCGAAUACGGAGACAUCAAGCAAGUGGACAAACUGGAGUUGGCGUCGUUCGGAAAAUCGUACGAUCUUCCGAGCUUCGACUAUAAAUUUUCGAGGAUGCUGAGGAGCACGAACGACAAAGUUCUCCAGCAGUGGCUGUCGAGGAUUUGCGAUAUUUUAGUAGCAGCCUCGAAGAAGAAAAAUCUGCCAGCAACGACCGAUUUCCGAUACAAGAGAUUCUUCAACUGCCUCGCCUACGUUAUGGAGAAUCAAUUGCGGGAUUUGUGCCUGCGUUCGAUAGAGGACUACAUCGAUUAUCUCGUGGACGUGGGUGUAAGUUGA